Messenger RNA from Symbiodinium necroappetens, 267 nucleotides. NCBI's taxonomy places the organism in Eukaryota, Dinophyceae, Suessiales, Symbiodiniaceae. The record is from the annotation of a GenBank genome assembly.
GAGAGUGGUGGCUUCGAUAUCAAGGCCACUGAGGAGUGGGCGUUCGAGUUGAAGAAGCUCCCAGCCAACCAAAAGGCAAACGAAAACAAUGCUGCCUCCUUGUUGACCGAUCUCAAGUUCCCGGAUGUUAGCGAUUACUUGGUGGCUCGCAAGCGCAUGAAGUACAUGGACACCAAGCAGCAGGUAGGUAUUUUCCCGCAGAAGCCCGGCAUUUUCCUCAAGGGCGAUGUGACUGUCAAGCAAGGGAAACUUUAUCCGUUGAGCUGA